Nymphaea colorata (pocket water lily) is the source of this 1324-nucleotide messenger RNA. Its product is annotated as UDP-galactose/UDP-glucose transporter 3-like. Gene Ontology annotation, molecular function: UDP-glucose transmembrane transporter activity; UDP-galactose transmembrane transporter activity. The coding region runs from base 112 to 1104 and encodes 330 amino acids. Gene Ontology annotation, cellular component: Golgi membrane; endoplasmic reticulum membrane. The transcript has 7 exons. Gene Ontology annotation, biological process: UDP-galactose transmembrane transport. Lineage: Eukaryota; Viridiplantae; Streptophyta; Magnoliopsida; Nymphaeales; Nymphaeaceae. The record is from RefSeq and is a predicted model, not a curated record.
GGGGAGAAGGGAGCUCCUGGCGGUUGGUCGCGCGUGCUGCUGCCUGCUUCUCCUCGCUCUGUCGGGAGAUCGACGUCUUUGUCCACGCAGCUCAGGAGAGGGGGCGCCGGAAUGGAGGGGCGAGGGCCCGGACUCGGGCGGGUUCUGCUGCUGGGCUUCUGCGUCGCCGGCAUCUGGUCCGCCUACAUCACCCAGGGCGUCCUUCAGGAGACACUAUCAACCAAGCGUUUUGGUCCUGACGGCAAACGAUUUGAGCACCUGUCAUUCUUAAAUUUUGCUCAAGCUGUUGUGUGUUUCAUCUGGUCACUGAUGAUGAUUAAGCUUUGGUCCCCUCGAAGUAAGGGAGGUGCCCCAUGGUGGAGUUAUUGGAGUCCUAGUAUCACUAACACGAUUGGUCCAGCAAUGGGGAUUGAAGCAUUGAAAUACAUAAGUUAUCCUGCACAGGUUCUUGCAAAAUCCUCAAAAAUGAUUCCUGUGAUGUUGAUGGGAACUCUUGUUUAUGGGAUCAAAUACACAUUUUCUGAGUAUGUUUGCACACUUCUUGUUGCGGGAGGUGUUUCUGCAUUUGCGCUACUAAAGACUAGCUCGAAGACCAUUAGCAAGCUUGCGCACCCUAAUGCACCUCUUGGUUAUGGAUUGUGUUUUCUCAACCUGGCAUUGGAUGGGUUCACUAACGCGACUCAAGAUUCGCUGACUGCAAGGUACCCAAAGACGACUGCGUGGGAUAUCAUGCUUGGCAUGAACCUGUGGGGCAUUAUAUACAACGGCCUUUACAUGUUCGGUUGGUCUCAUGGAAUUGGUUACGAGGCAAUUCAGUUCUGCAAGGAGCACCCGGAAGCAGCAUGGGACAUCUUCCUGUUCUGUAUGUGUGGCGCUGUUGGACAGAACUUUAUCUUCAUGACCAUCAGUAGGUUCGGAUCCCUAACCAACACCACCAUUACAACAACCCGCAAGUUCGUAAGUAUAGUUGUAUCCUCAUUGUUGAGUGGUAAUCCCUUGUCUGCAAAGCAAUGGGGUUGCGUGUUCAUGGUGUUUGGUGGCUUGGCUUACCAAAUUUAUCUCAAGUGGAACAAGCAGCAGAAGAAGAAGAAGAAGUCAAAGUGAUGAGGUUUCAAUUGCCGCUCCGCGUUUCUUCAACAUGGGGAAACUGUAAUUUACAGGUUAAUUUUGUCAGAUAUUUUUAAGAUUAUGACACAGGCAUUAUUACCCCGAAGGGGGGGUUUUGUUUAAAGAAUACCUGUCAGUCGUUCCAUUGUAACAAACAAAGCAACUUUUAAAGCAGGACUACAAGCGAGAAGGAUGAGAACGUGAUUUGGCUUCUGUA